Messenger RNA from Nelumbo nucifera (sacred lotus), 2268 nucleotides. NCBI's taxonomy places the organism in Eukaryota, Viridiplantae, Streptophyta, Magnoliopsida, Proteales, Nelumbonaceae. The record is from RefSeq and is a predicted model, not a curated record.
AUGGCUGAACCAAGGACUAUGAUGGACUAUGCCAAACCAACCCUAACUGGGGCUGCUUCAAGCAUUGUAAGACUAGCCAUUGCUGCUAAUAAUUUUGAGAUCAAACCAGUCAUAAUUCAGAUGAUCCAAAACACAGUUCAGUUCUGUGGUAUGGCUCAUGAAGAUCCAAACUCUCACAUAGCCAACUUCUUGGAGAUUUGUGACACUUUCAACCACAAUGGGGCCAAGGCUUGGCUGAAUUCAUUACCGGCCGGAUCUAUAGCCACUUGGGAUGAGAUGGCUAGUCGAUUCCUCUCCAAGUACUUCCCCCCAUCCAAGACAGCAAAGAUGAGAAAUGACAUCACCACUUUCUUCCAACAAGAUGGAGAAUCUCUAUAUGAGUCAUGGGAGCGUUAUAAGGAGCUGUUAAGGAAGGUCCCUCAUCAUGGACUUCCUAUAUGGCUGCAAGUGCAAACCUUCUACGAUGGUCUAACCGAAGCCAACAAGACCAUUCGAGAUGCGGUAGCCGGGGGCUCCAUCAACAAUAAGACCCCUGAAGUGGCCCAUGCACUUAUAGAGGAGAUGACAGCCAAUAAUUACCAAUGGCAUUCAAGGAGGGCACAAGUGAGGAAGCAGCAUGGUCUUCACAAUGUGGACACAUAUACAGCUCUAUCUGUGCAAAUAGGUGCACUUAGCAAGAAAAUUGAUGAGAUGCAGAUGGCAGCCAUGCACGUGCAGUUCGUGACAUGUGAUUGGUGUGGGGGAGGCCACAUCAGCACUGCAUGCCAAGUUGGCAAUCAGUUUAGGCAGUCCACAGAACAGGUUGACUUUGUUGGCAACUUUGCAAGGCAGCAAGGAAAUCAGUACCACCAUGCCUUUAACCUCGGAUGGAGGGGCUACCCGAAUCAGUCAUGGCCAAAUCAGCAUGGGCCGAAGCCCUUCCCCCAAAAUUUCCAUCAGUUGGAAAAGAAAUCUAACCUAGAAGAGCUAAUGACCAAGUUCAUUGCUAGUACGGAAACAAGAUUUCAGAAUCAAGAGGCUUCAAUAAAGAACUUGGAAAAUCAGGUUGGGCAGUUGGCGCAAAUGAUUUCAGCAAUAAUACCGGGCACUCUACCAAGCAAUACAAAAGUAAAUCCACGAGAACAAGUGCAGGCUAUCACUUUAAGAAGUGGUAAGGAGCUGCCGAAAGUAGAGAAGAAAGCAAGGGCUGGAAACAAGGCAGAUGCAACCAUUGAAACCAAAAACAAGAAGGAGGAGCAAUCUGAACCGCAGCAAGAAAGACACCAACAGCCACAAGUUCCCUUUCCCAAUAGGCUGAAGCAACACAAGUUGGAAAAGGAAUUCGGUAAAUUUCUUGAAGUGUUUAAAAGUUUACAUAUUGAUAUUCCUUUUUCUGAUGCUUUAGCCCAGAUGCCACACUAUGCCAAGUUUUUGAAGGAGAUAUUGGCAAACAAAAGGAAAUUGGGAGAUGUGGCUACGGUUGCUCUAAACGAAGAAUGCUCGGCAAUCCUUCUUAACAAGCUGCCCCAAAAGCUUAAAGAUCCAGGGAGUUUCACUAUUCCUUGUACUAUAGGCAGUUUAAAAAUUGAAAAGGCAUUGUGUGAUUUAGGAGCUAGCAUAAAUUUAAUGCCAUAUUCGGUUUUCAAGAAACUGGGAUUGGGAGAACACCAACCCACUAGAGUUGCAUUGCAAUUGGCUGAUAGGUCCAUCAAGCAUCCUAGGGGAAUUAUAGAAGAUGUGCUUGUUAAAGUAGAUAAAUUCAUUUUUCCAGUUGAUUUCAUUGUAUUAGGCAUGCAAGAAGAUGUUGAUGUUCCUCUCAUCCUAGGGAGACCUUUCCUAGCUACGAGGAAGGUAAGCAGGUUGGCCGAUCCUCUUGAACUUUUCCUACAAGAGGGAGGAGCUGCAAGGGAAGAAAAUGAAGAGAUUAACCGCAUGGCAGCAUACCUGAAUGCCAAGCCACAAUUCCGAGGGAAAGGAUUUCUUAAGUUGGAGAGCUUGGACAGACCACCAAUACCAACAAGAAAGCCUUCAAUCCAAGAACCGCCCACCCUUGAACUAAAGAAACUCCCACCUCAUUUGGAGUAUGCUUUCUUAGAGGCAUCAUCAGCUUUACCGGUAAUCAUAUCAGCAGCCUUGAGCCCAUUGCAAAAAGAAAAAUUGUUAAGAGUGUUGCGAGAAAAUAAGACAGCAUUGGCUUGGAAGGUAGCUGACAUCAAGGGCAUCAACCCCUCGGUAUGCACACAUAAGAUUCUGAUGGAAGAUGGCAGCAAGCCCUCAGUUCAGCCUUAG